AGUUUCUCUCAUGUGAUUACAACUUUGAAAAGCCACUUGUUAUCAAAUAAUCAGUUUGAAAUAGUAACAGAAAAACUUGUUUCAUAUUGAAGAAAUGGAAACUCAAGUUUUCUUAGCUGCCCUGCUCGCUCUUUUAUGCUCUGAGGCGAAUGGUGAAUUCCGCCUCUUUAACGUUUAUCAAAACGAAAUGGUUUUGCAAAUGGAGCCAAAAAGCGCUGUUUUGGCCGGAUUUAGCGAUUUUGGAGCACGUGUGAGCGUCACCUAUGAAGGGAAUUCGAUCGAAACACCCGUAGAUGUGGACGGUACAUGGAAAAUUGUGCUCCCACCACACGCUCAGGGUGGCCCAGUUGAUUUCAAUUUAUCUCAGAAUGGAAACGAGACGGUCUCUUUAUUAGCCUGGUUCGGUGACGUGUGGUUUUGCAGCGGGCAAAGCAACAUGGAGAUGCCGGUCCGGGAGGUGUUCAACGCCACCGAAGAAAUUGAAAAAGCUCUUGGAUACCAAAACUUGCGGCUUCUGCAGAUAAAAAAUAAUUACUCACUUAAUUCUGAGUUAGUCGAGGUGGAUGGAUUUUCAAUUCCGUGGAGUGCACCAACGUCAGAAUUAGCAGCCUCUUUUUCGGCGCUGUGUUUGUUUUUCGGCGAACGCAUUUCAAAUCAUUUUGGAAACACUAGACCGAUUGGUCUGAUUGAUUCUUCGUGGUCGGGGACGAGGAUUGAAGCGUGGUCGUCACCCAGGGUGAUGGAAUAUUGCGGCACACCUGCCAAUGACGGUGAAUUUGAAAAUUCUGAAUCCGCUCUAUGGAACGGCAUGGUGGCGCCGCUCACCAAAACGGCCAUCAGGGGCGCCAUUUGGUAUCAGGGCUCGACCAACGUUGAGUGGAACAGCGCCUAUUACUCAUGCCACAUUCAAACCCUUGUAAAAGACUGGCGGGACACUUUUCAGCAAGGAAACGUCCCUGCCGAUGAAAACGCAGUGGCUUUUCCGUUCGGCGUCUUUCAGAAUGGACCGACGGAACAGGGUGACGACUUUCGGUGGGGUUAUUUGCGUGUGCACCAGACCGCCGAUCAAGGGGUGCUGCCCAAUGUUUUGAUCCCAGAGGCCUUUGUUGGCAACACUUAUGACCUCACCGACCACGAUUCACCAACCGGCGAUAUUCACUUUCGGGACAAACAAACGGCAACCACAAGACUGGCAAACGCGGCGAAGAACGUGAUUUACGGCCAAACAAAUUUCAGGAAAUAUGGUCCUGUGCCCAAAAGUGCAGAGUUUGUUUCUCCUGGUGCAUUGGCUGUUAAUUAUGAUGUUGAUAUUCGCAUUGCAGGACUGGAUGGUUUCCAUUUCCAAAGAGGAAACGGUUCUUGGAGUGGGGCUUCGUUUCAGCAAGAGAAUUCAACCGCGGUGGUUGUUCAGGUCGACCUGGACGCCACUCUUUUGACUUAUGCAUUCAGAUCAAGUGUGUGCGAGUACAAGCAAUGCGCUAUAUACUCUGCCGACGAGCAAGAUUUACCAGCACAGCCUUGGCUUUUUGUACUGCCAGCUUUUUAUGAUAAUUAAAUAAAUAAAAUCAG
Messenger RNA from Neocloeon triangulifer, 1569 nucleotides. Its product is annotated as sialate O-acetylesterase-like. The record is from RefSeq and is a predicted model, not a curated record. Gene Ontology annotation, molecular function: sialate O-acetylesterase activity. Bases 95 to 1555 code for a protein of 486 amino acids. Gene Ontology annotation, biological process: carbohydrate metabolic process. Lineage: Eukaryota; Metazoa; Arthropoda; Insecta; Ephemeroptera; Baetidae. The transcript has 11 exons.